This is a messenger RNA of Colletotrichum phormii, 1947 nucleotides long. RefSeq names its product MATE efflux family protein. The transcript is spliced from 3 exons. Bases 1 to 1947 code for a protein of 648 amino acids. The record is from RefSeq and is a predicted model, not a curated record. Gene Ontology annotation, molecular function: xenobiotic transmembrane transporter activity; antiporter activity. Gene Ontology annotation, cellular component: membrane. Gene Ontology annotation, biological process: xenobiotic detoxification by transmembrane export across the plasma membrane. NCBI's taxonomy places the organism in Eukaryota, Fungi, Ascomycota, Sordariomycetes, Glomerellales, Glomerellaceae.
AUGGGGGACGACCGCAGCAUUCCCAUCAAGGCGGCUUCUUCGAGCCGCGACUUUGUCGCCCAGCUCAGCUCGUCUUUCAUGACGGGAACGCCACCCGCACAAGAACUCCUGGCAAGAGAUUUGGCGGAAUGCUCCGAGGACGAAUACGUCGACGAAAAUGAGGAUGCCAUCGGCUCCGAGGACGAGGACGUGUCCGCGGAGGGCCCUCUCUUUUACCGCCGCCCGAGCGGUGUCGCAUUCGGCACCUCCCGCCCCGUCAUGAACCCGCAACCGAUAUACGCAGCCGAGGAACCACCAGUCCUCACCAGAGUCGAGAAGAAGCAGUCGCGCGAUGCCGAGCUGAGUCUGUUGCGUGACAAUCAUCUUUUGCCUCCCAAGCAUGCCCGAGAGGAAAACGAGCCAUUCUAUCGUCGUGCCUACAGACGCCUCUUCAGCACAAAGGUCCCACUCGAGCCUCAUGAUGAGGAGGCACCGCAGGUCGUCAUUCGUCGACCGACUGAGUCGACUCCUUUGUUGUCUGGCACUAGCCCGGCUCCGGAUGCCGACGGCCUCGAGAACCUCAGUGAGCAAUGGGAAGCGGCUGUCUCGACGGGCCAGCUUCGCACUACGUGGCAGCGCGAGGCCAAGACCAUUAUCCAGUAUGCCAGCCCGCUCAUCGUCACAUUCAUGUUGCAGUACUCCAUCAACGUCGUUUCCAUCUUUGCCGUAGGACAUAUCGGUAAGAUAGAACUCGGCGCUGUGAGCUUGGCGACCAUGACAGCCACUAUCACCGUCUACGCGCCUUUCCAGGGGCUGGCAACGAGUCUCGACACCCUAUGUGCGCAGGCCUACGGCUCCGGACACCGCCAUCUCGUCGGGCUACAAUUCCAGCGCAUGACAUAUUUCUUACUCAUGUGCUUUGCUCCGCUCGCGGUCCUGUGGUUCUUUAGUGAAUCGGUAUUGCGGCUCUUGAUCCCGGAACCCGAGUCGGCGCGGCUGGCCGGCCAAUACCUGCGUGUGCUGAUUCUGAGCGGACCGGCAUUCGUCUUCUUCGAGGGCGGGAAGCGGUUUGUGCAGGCGCAGGGUCUGUUUCAGGCCACCACAUGGGUUCUCUUGAUCGCCGCGCCCAUUAACAUCCUGUUGAAUUGGCUGUUUGUCUGGAGGUUGGGAUGGGGUUUCAUCGGAGCUCCUGCUGCGGUUGUCUGCACCCAGAACCUGCUUCCGCUGUUGCUGUUCCUCUACGUGCGCUUCAUCGACGGAUACCAGUGCUGGGGCGGUUUCAGCAAACGGGCUCUGUCAAACUGGGGCCCGAUGCUUCGCUUGGCUUUGCCCGGCAUGAUCAUGAUUGAGGCCGAGUACAUGGCUUUUGAGAUCCUGACUCUUUUCUCGAGCCAGUUUGGUCCGGAGUACUUGGCGGCUCAGAGCGUCGUGGUCACGCUGUGUGCUAUUACCUACCAGAUCCCCUUUCCCGUCAGCAUCGCGGCGUCCACCCGAAUUGCUAACCUCAUUGGUGCCGGGUUGGUGGAUGCAGCAAAGAUUACCGGUGGAGUGGCAUUUGCGGCAGCUCUGAUUGUGGGCGUGUUCAACGUCAUUCUCUUUGGCAGCUUGAGGUUCCACCUGCCACGACUCUUUACCAACGAUGAAGAGGUCAUUGCCAUCGUGGCCAACGUGCUUCCGCUAUGUGCGCUGAUGCAGGUCUUUGACGGCCUAUCCGCGGGAGCCCACGGUUUGCUGCGUGGCAUUGGCCGCCCUUCCAUCGGCGGCUAUGCGAAUUUGACAGUGUACUACCUCAUUGCGAUGCCCAUCUCCUUUGGAACCGCCUUUGGUCUUGAUUGGAAGCUCAAGGGGUUGUGGCUGGGUGUCACGAUUGGACUUGCCUUGGUGGCUAUUAUCGAGUAUUCGUUCGUAUACUUCACGGACUGGCACAAGGCGGCCAAAGAGGCAGAGUCGAGAAACCAGGCCGAGUGA